CGUCUCUCCAGAAUUUGAAGCCACCAUCCAGUGGAUACUUGGCCAAACCUUGUCCAUACACACACCCUCUCAGUUUGAUAAGACCACAUGUCCAACUCUAAUGUUCAAACAAAGGCAAAAAAAAAAAUAAAAAAUUACAAAAAUAAAAUCCAAGGAUUGAGUAUCAGCAAUCCAAAAAGAAAAUGUCUGUGACAUCUUCCUUCCCAUGCAUCAAAAUCCCAGCUUGUUCCUCCUCUCCAACAUGCACAUCUUCAUCAAAUUCAUCUUUUAGAUUUUCCUCUUCCAAACCUUAUGCUUCUAUCACUGUAAGGAAUUCUCAGACUGAAGGGCCUCUCAGAAGACCGGUGUCUCCUCCUGUUAGGGAACCAUCUAGUACCAUCCCUCAGCCUCUGAAGCCUUCACCUCCUUCUCAGCCUCCACUCCAGAACCCUGCUCCUGUUGUUGGAGACGAUACGAAUGUCAUUACAUUAGAGUUUCAGAGGCAAAAGGCUAAGGAGCUGCAGGAGUACUUUAAAAAGAAGAAACUUGAAGAAGCAGAUCAGGGUCCUUUCUUUGGAUUCAUAGGCAAAAAUGAGAUUAGCAAUGGAAGAUGGGCAAUGUUUGGUUUUGCUGUUGGAUUGUUAACAGAGUAUGCAACAGGCUCAGACUUUGUUGAUCAAAUAAAGAUCCUUCUCUCCAAUUUUGGGAUUGUAGAUUUGGAGUGAAUACCACAAGAUUAUAUAUACUGUCAAUAGUUUCUUGUAGCUUAUCCUAGCGCAAACAAUGUUCAUCAAUUUGUUUCAUCUUCAUAUUUGGCAAGCAAUCUUGCUUCUUUGUCUCACAUUUACGAAAUAACAAAAGCAUCAUGAUUUUCCUUUUCCUUUAUGCUAUAAAUAUGGUAAAUUAAGUAGAAACAUGCUGUGACAUGAGUGACUGAUAAACAUGUAUCUUAAGUUUGUGAUCAAUCCAUGUAUAUAUGGAGGAAUAUUUCUUACAAGUUGUUAGUUACUUUAAUGAAUCUUAAUUUUUUGUAAAAUAAGAUUGAACGUGUUAGCAUU
Vigna radiata var. radiata (mung bean) is the source of this 1037-nucleotide messenger RNA. RefSeq names its product light-harvesting complex-like protein OHP2, chloroplastic. The record is from RefSeq and is a predicted model, not a curated record. The transcript is spliced from 2 exons. Lineage: Eukaryota; Viridiplantae; Streptophyta; Magnoliopsida; Fabales; Fabaceae. Bases 183 to 704 code for a protein of 173 amino acids. Gene Ontology annotation, cellular component: chloroplast thylakoid membrane.